Messenger RNA from Vespa velutina, 4567 nucleotides. RefSeq names its product adenylate cyclase type 2-like (gene ACXD). Gene Ontology annotation, molecular function: adenylate cyclase activity. Gene Ontology annotation, biological process: cAMP biosynthetic process; intracellular signal transduction; adenylate cyclase-activating G protein-coupled receptor signaling pathway. The transcript has 20 exons. NCBI's taxonomy places the organism in Eukaryota, Metazoa, Arthropoda, Insecta, Hymenoptera, Vespidae. The coding region runs from base 1 to 3747 and encodes 1248 amino acids. The record is from RefSeq and is a predicted model, not a curated record.
AUGGAGCAAUCGCGACGCCGUCGCCGUUGUCAUCGGCGUCGUCGUCGUCCUCGUCGUCGUCGUCGUCGUCGUCGUCGUCGUCAUUGUCAUUGUCAUUAUCAUCGUCAUCCUCGUCGUCGUCGUCGUCGUCGUCGUCCUCUUCCUUCUACUCCUCAUCGUCACCCUCCUCCUUUUUCUCCUCCACCACUUUCUCCUUAUUCUUCUCCUUCUCUUCUUUCUUCUCCUCCUCUACCUCUUCCACCUCCUUCUCCUCCUCUACCACCACUACCACCAUCUCACUAUUAUCGUCGUCUUCCGGCUGAUCGCAAGAGCGCCUAUACGAGGAAUAAUAAAAUGGACGUGGAGCUGGUCACGCGAGCAUCCUUGACCUCCCUUCAAAAUGUAGACGAUGGCCGUGUCGUCUCGCCCAACAGCCUCGACGAAUGGACUUGGUCCAGUUUAAGAAAACAAUUCAAAUACAAAAAUUUGGAAAAACUCUAUACCAGCUAUCAAAGGAGACUUCAAUAUGGUUACCUCUCGCUCUUCGUACUGGUCGAAAUAAUUUUGGGAUUUGUCUAUUGUUUCGUAUUAAUCAUGAUGGUAAACAUCGAAGAAUGCUUUCCAGACGUGAUAGUCCACAGUAUAAUAGGCGCCUUACUUUGUCCCACGAUAGCGCUCUCAUUCAGAUCAAAAAUCAUCGCGAAGAAUACGUAUUUGCCAGUUUUGCUCUCGUGUUUGGUAGUCACGCUCUUGGUGAUCGGUGAUCUUAUGAUACCACUCUAUUAUACUCUUGCAUACACCGAAGAUAUAGCACCGAUACGACCUACAUACGCAACGCACACGCUACUAGCAUGUUACGUCUUCCUACCACUAACGGAAAAUCUGCACGCUUUCGUGCUCGGCAUUACAGCGACGAUGUGCUACUUGGCUACUCUGUUCCUCAUCACUUAUAGGAAUACACCUGAUUACAUUAGCAAAAUAACCACCGACGCCAUAUAUUACGUUUGCGUUAAUGGCCUGGGUCUUUACUUUAGAUUCAUGAAUGAGGUCGUCAUACGACGAUCUUUCCUCGAUCGUCGAAAAUGCGUCGAGACAACGUUGAAGCUAAAUUAUGAAAAGGAUCAAGAGGAACAACUUACACGGAGUAUUCUUCCCCAGCACAUAGCCGCAAGAAUAAAGAAGGACUUUCGGGAUAUUUUUAAAUUUAUGGAAGAGCACAAAAAGGCACCACCGAAAGGAACAACACGAAAUGAUCUCUGCGUCGAAACGCACAAUAACGUUUCCAUUUUGUACGCCGACGUGGUCAAUUUUUCUGGCUUAACUCUCUCGUUACCCGUACGAAAACUAGUCGAAACUCUAAACGACUUGUUUGGUAGUUUUGACGAAGCAUCUGAGAGGCAUAACGUAUUACGGAUAAAGUUUUUGGGCGAUUGCUAUUAUUGUGUCAGCGGUGUGCCCACGCCAAACUCGCAACACGCCAAAAACUGCGUCGAUUUAGGCCUCGAUAUGAUAAGGAUUAUCAAAGAAGUAAGAACCAGGGUUCGUCGAGAGAGCGGUGUAGAUGUUAACAUGAGAAUCGGUGUUCACUCGGGGAAUAUAAUAUCCGGAAUUUUAGGCGCGAACAAGUGGCAAUACGAUGUAUGGUCGCGAGACGUUGUGAUAGCGAAUAAGAUGGAACAAACCGGUAAACCUGGAAAGGUUCAUGUUACUCAACAAACAUUGGAUCUCAUUAAUGCCACCGAAUACGACUGCGUACCAGUUGAAGUAUUGAACGAUGAAGUUCUUAAUAAAUAUGGCAUUCGCAGUUACUUAAUUACACCGGUUCCGCCAGAUACAUUGUUAAUGCAGAACAGCGAGAACACCUUGACGGUAAUUACACCGGAUACUUCGGCACCAGGCUAUAAGCAUUACGUCAAGUUCUUGACUAGUGCACGACCAAGUGUAUCGUCAAGUGCACGGAGACGAUUGACCUCACCGACUAGUGAUCACGCAGAUGUAUUUGCCGGUAGUUACAGGCGCAGAACUCACUUCAUGGAUUCCUGUUUGAGGGACUAUCAUCUUAUGCUUAAAGCUGCAGAUGCGGAAAUGGAAAAUGCAAUUAAGCAGAUGCCGCUUAGCAAAUGGCACAAACGUGUUUCCAGGCAAUGGACCAGAUGGGAACAUAUCAAUCCUAUUUUCCUCACGUACAAACAAUGGAAUUGGGAGAUACCGUUUCUGCGCGAGCCAGAUCCCCUUUUUAAAUUUUUUGUUGCAUGCGCUGUAUUCGUACUUUUCUUCAUGGGCCUUAUAUCACUUGUAACAGCGAUCACGCUAUCAGAGUGGCAUACCGGGACGGCCAUCGGUUAUACGAUAAGCAUGUUGUUUCUACUAACGCUAAUGCCUCUUACCUGGAUGCACUUCGCAUGGAAUCGUUAUAAAGAUCCACACGAUGAGGGAAACGUACCGAAUCCUCGUAACAAAUUGAUAUGCUUCCUGUAUCAAACGAGCGUCAAGAUUGUUUGGAGCGCAUUGCUCAGGAUAAUUCUCUAUCUUGUAAUGACCAUAAUGUUAGCGACGUGUGCUAUGUUUGAUAUGAUUUUCGAAUGUCAAAACGUGGACAAAUUGGCGGGCGAUAACGUAACGUCUAGUAUAGCACAAGUGGGGGCAGCUAAACUUGAGUGUAUUUCUACACCCUGGGUAAGAUUGUUUAGUAGUGUUAUAAAUGUUAUCAUUGCUUCAGCAAAUGACGGAAACCUGCUCUUUGGCGAUUCUUACGAGUUUCCUCUUCUUAAGAGUGCAUUACUUUCUAAAGUUACUGAUAGGUAUUGUAAUGGUAAUAUUUUAUGCAUGGAACGUUUGGAUAUAUCGCAGCAAUAUAUUCCAGGCGAAACAUGGAAUCCAUAUUUGGAACCAAGAGUGGCACACAUUUUAAGCGUUGUCUUUCUCACAUUCUCGCUUCAUCUUAUUGAUCGUCAGGCAGAAUACUUGAGCAGAUUAGACUAUCAAUGGAAACGACAAUUGACGCUGGAGCAGGACGAAGCUUUUCACACGAGAAAUGCUAAUAAAUUAUUACUCCGUAAUAUUUUACCAGAACACGUUGCGGAAUUUUACUUAAAUAUGGAUAGAACGGAAGGAAAUGAACCGUAUCAUCGUGCACAUCAUAAUGUCGCCGUUAUGUUUGCGUCCUUAACGGAUCUAUCGAUCGACGAAAGCAAUAUUCUUAUAGACCUGAACGAUAUCAUAUGCAAAUUCGAUAAGUUGUUAUUUGAGCCGUACUACGUUUGUCGUAUUGAAAAAAUAAAAAUAGCAGGAACAACAUACAUGGCAGCUUGCGGCCUUGAAUCUAAUCGUCGCGAUUCUAUGCAUAGCUUAGAAAGUGACGAAAAUUCUAGUGACAACGUGGUUAAAGUUAUGGCCGAAUUCGCAGCACAGAUGAUGGUAGUCCUAGAUAGAAUAAAUUCCGAAUCUGUUUCGUCCAAACCAUACAGAUUGAGAAUUGGCAUAUCGCAUGGUGAGGUUUCAGCUGGUGUUGUUGGAGCACAUAAACCUCUUUAUGAUAUUUGGGGAGACGCCGUUAAUAUGGCAUCAAGAAUGGAUACUACAGGAUUGCCAGGCAAAAUACAGGUAACAGCUGAAACUGCUAAUGUAUUGGAACAACAAGGUGUUAAAUGUCACUUACGUGGUGAAACGUGGGUUAAACCAAAAGGAUACGUUACGACAUAUUUCGUAGGUAUUGACGAAAGGAAACAACUUCAGAGAACAGAUUCCAUAGAAGAAACUAGUCUCUAACCUAUAAUUUAAAUGAAAUUAUUUGAUAGAAUUGAUUUUAAAAGUGAUUUAAAUAUUCACUUAAAAUAAUUUGGAUACUUGAAGAAUGAAAUAUCAAAACGCACAAAAGAAUCAUAACGUACAGUGGGACAAACACCAAAGACAGCUCAGGAAGAAUGAAAGAUAGCAUAAAUAAUUAAGGAAUAGAGAAAUUGCUAUAGUAUUAUGUCCAAUUUACGAAUACAACAAAUAUGAUUGUUCAGUUUAUCUCAUUCUUUAAGUGGAGUUUACAUUCACACGCUUAUAGCUAUCAAAAUGUUUAAACAAAUCCUAACCUAAAUGAUUUAACCUGUCAUUUGUGUUUUUCUUCAUAUUUAUAUACAAUAUUUUCUAUAGUUAUUUGGCCUUCCAAAAGAUCAUAUAUAUAUAUAUAUAUAUAUAUAUAUAUAUAUAUAUAUAUAUAUAUAUAUAUAUAUAUAUAUAUACAUAUUAUAAAAAUAAGUAACUAAUAAUUAACAAAAUGUAUAUUAAGAGAAUCAUCUCUUAAUUUACAAAUGGUAUUUUGAUGCUAAUUAUUUUUCUAAUCGUUAGCGUGGUACAUUACUCUAUCAUUGACGUGAUUUGAAAAAUAAUUGGAAGAAAAUGAUUUAUCUAUUAUAUUAUUUAGAAAUAAGAUACUAUGUAGUUGUUGAAGUAUAAAAAUCAAUGAAUCAGUGGAAAAUAAUCAUUGGCAAAGAUGUUGAAUGUGUACAAGCAUGUAACAAUGAUGCAAGCUCACUCACAUAAAUUAUUUUUUAAUUAAUACUGUUCAAUAACAGUAUAUUUUUAAAUUAUAUACACA